Pleurotus ostreatus (oyster mushroom) is the source of this 1689-nucleotide messenger RNA. RefSeq lists its product as uncharacterized. Gene Ontology annotation, molecular function: ATP binding; ligase activity, forming carbon-nitrogen bonds. The record is from RefSeq and is a predicted model, not a curated record. Gene Ontology annotation, biological process: tRNA processing. NCBI's taxonomy places the organism in Eukaryota, Fungi, Basidiomycota, Agaricomycetes, Agaricales, Pleurotaceae. The transcript has 5 exons. The coding region runs from base 1 to 1689 and encodes 562 amino acids.
AUGGGCUUCUUCGGUCGAAUACAUGGGCCAGAAUUCACAAGACUUUUUCUUGCAUGCACACCACCGGGCGGAUGGCCUAGAACAAUUGCCGUUGCGAACUCCGGAGGGCCGGACUCUUCCUGUUUGCUAUUCCUGCUGCAUGAACUCAUGCAAGCUACGGUCGGAGCAACGUCCCUUCCGAAGAAGGUGGUCUCGCUAACGGUCGAUCAUGGAUUGCAAGCCGAGUCUGCGUUAAUGGCAGAGCAAGCUGCUGGUGUGGCUUCUAAACUAGGUGUUGAGCACCAUACUGUAAAGAUUCCCUGGGGUGAGACUCCGUUUCCACCGAUACCAGCUGGAGACAACGCGUUCGAAUCUAUUGCACGGUUGGCCCGCUUUCGUGUGCUCUUCGAGGCAAUGAAGAAGACUGGGGCUCUGGUCCUAGCACUGGGACACCAUGCCGAUGAUCAAGUUGAAACGUCCUUAAUCAGAAUUGCGAAGGGGACGACGGAAAUGGGUGCUGGCGGGAUGAGGAAAUGUCGGAGGUGGGGAAUGGGAUUGGGGAAAGAAGGGGACCUCGGUUGGACUGGGUACGAAGGCAUGAGCCGCUGGAUGGUACGACCACUGCUUUCCGUCAGAAAGGAAAAAAUCCUAGCGACAUGUAAAGAGGCUGAAAUAUCUUAUGUACAAGAUAAGACCAACUUCCAACCGGAAAUAACCAUACGCAACGCCAUUCGACACAUAAUCAGCAAUGGUGAAGCGUUUUCCCAAACGCUACCAGAGCACAUACGGGAGGGGAUAGAGAACAUGCAAGCCCGUGCUGAAUCGUUAGAGGGGGCCUCCUUCGACCUCUCAGCUGGAUCAGAGCAACUAAGGGCUACAGUGCUUUCACUUGGCCGUCGCGUUGAUGAUAUUGACGAAGAAGUCAAUGCUCAUCUCAAAGCGAUUCGAGUCUCUGGUCCUCCUGGUACAUUUGUGAUGUCGCACCCAACUGCAGCCAAAAUUCAAAACGAGACAACCCGCGCGCGGAUAAUCCAGCGCAUAUUGCGCUACGUUUCCUUCCACCCGUGGGGCUCUCUGCGUGCGGAUGGCAACCGUCGCGGCAGCAGCCUUAGUCGAAUUGUCGCGAACGUCUGGGACCCGCAGCCGCAACGCCAGGCAAAUUUCAUCGCUGGAGGUGGGGUGAUGUGGAUCCCGGCGGUCUUCAAGCACAAUAAGUUGCAGUUCAUCGACUUUGGCAAGCAGGAAAAUGUAUCGGCCAGUGGGUCACUGGUGUGGGUGGCUACAAGGGCACCGCCGCUAGGGGCGAACAAGUUGAAAGCCAUGAACAUGGAUAACCCUUUGAACAUGGAUGUGACUUCUGCGCUACUGGCUGCUGUGGCCCAGUACAAACACAAUCCAAGUGCCCCAAAGACAGUCGAAUUCCUUUACGACUGUCGCUUCGUCGUCACAUUCGAUAUCAGCAAGAUUCCGAACAGCAUCCUCAGAUACCUGGAGGAGCUGGACGGCCGGUUAUUCAUCAUUACUCAGACCAGGUGGUAUUGGCCUCGGGUGGUUCUGAAACCAAGUGAAGGAGGUCAGGUAGUUUUGGAAUCGGAGAUGCCAAGAGUCGAAAUCGGAACCAUACAACAAUGGCGUUGGGAGGACCGCAGUGGGGUAGUCAAAUCGAAAUGGAUAGAAUCACGAUGGAUUCGGCCUCUCGACGCAAUAUAA